Molecule: messenger RNA, 1875 nt
Organism: Ricinus communis (castor bean)
Lineage: Eukaryota; Viridiplantae; Streptophyta; Magnoliopsida; Malpighiales; Euphorbiaceae
Product: UDP-glucose iridoid glucosyltransferase-like
Exons: 3
Coding region: 374-1762 (462 amino acids)
Molecular function (GO): UDP-glycosyltransferase activity
Source: RefSeq, a predicted model, not a curated record
AUGGCAAGGAGUUCCCCAUCAAUCAAAGUCAUCUUUCUGUCUUUAUGAAUCAAGGUCCCCCCCCUUAUUAUUAUUGAUCUGCUCAACUCAAAAUUGCCCAUUCUGAUGGUUUUCAAGUGAGUGUUAACAAAAGCUGUAGUGGGUUAAAGAGGAAGAGAAGAAGAAAAAGAAGAAGAAGAAGAAGAAGAAGGGAAAGACAACUCCAGUGUGAGAGGAACCCUGCUUCUUUUACAGUUCAAAAAGAGUUGUCAAAUCAACUUCCAGCUUUUCACACUUUGGAUGUUCUAUAUAUUACUGCUUUGGAAUAAUAUAUCCCAGAACGAUGAUCUCUAGCUGUUGAUGCAUUUUCAGAUUGGGAGAGGAAGAAGCAGAGAUGGAUAAGCAAGGAAAAAGAUGCCGCCGCCGUGUGGUGCUAGUGCCAUGUCCAUUCCAAGGUCAUAUUAAUCCAAUGCUUCAGCUAGGAACCAUCCUUCAUUCUAAGGGCUUCUCUGUCACCAUAAUUCACACCCAGUUUAACUCUCCUAAUCCUUCCAGCCACCCAGAACUCAUCUUUCUACCUAUACCGGAUGAUUUAUCGGAUCAAGAAAUAGCGUCCGGGAAUUUGGUAGUUCUGAUAUCAGCACUCAGUGACAAAUGCAAAAAACCCUUCCAGGAAUGCUUGCUUCAGAUGAUAGUACGACAGGAUUCUGAUGAUGAAAUCGCUUGCAUCAUAGAUGAUGAGCUUAUGCACUUUUCGGAAGCAGUAGCUAGUCAAAUGAAGCUUCCAAGCAUGAUAUUGCGCACUAUCAGUGCAGCCACCUUUAUUUCUCGAGUUGUCCUGCUUCAAAUACAAGAAGGCGGUUCUAUCCCCUUCCCAGAUGCUAUUUCACUGGAUCCAGUGCCUGAACUUAGCUCUUUAAGGUUCAAAGAUCUUCCAAUUUCCAAGUUCGGGUUAACAAAUAAUUACUUGCAGCUGAUAUCUCACACAUGCGAUAUUAAAACAGCUUCUGCUGUCAUUUGGAAUACCAUGGAUUGUCUUGAAGAACCAUUGUUGGCCAAGCAGCAGGAAAAGCAAUUUCCCAUUCCAAUCUUCAAGAUAGGCCCUAUACACAAAUUUGCACCAGCCUUGUCUAGCAGUCUGCUAAACGAGGAAACCAGUUGCAUUACAUGGCUAGAUAAGCAAAUUCCUAACUCGGUUCUUUACAUAAGCUUGGGAAGUGUAGCUUCCAUAGAUGAAACAGAACUUGCUGAGAUGGCCUGUGGUCUUGCAAACAGCAAGCAACCUUUUUUAUGGGUGAUUAGGCCUGGUUCCAUACAUGGUUCAGAGUGGAUUGAAUUAUUGCCUGAGGGUUUUAUCGGAACUACUAAACAACAAGGUCAUAUUGUGAAAUGGGCACCCCAAAGGGAAGUGCUAGCACAUCCAGCAGUGGGAGUGUUUUGGAGCCAUUGUGGUUGGAAUUCGACAUUGGAGAGCAUAUCUGAAGGGGUUCCAAUGAUAUGCAGACCAUGUUUUGGGGAUCAAAGAGUGACUGCAAGGUAUGCGAGUCAUGUUUGGAGAAUAGGGUUGCAAUUGGAGAACAAGUUGGAGAGACAAGAGAUAGAAAGUACAAUAAGAAGGCUAAUGGUAGAUGAAGAAGGAGAAGGAAUAAGGCUGAGGGCUAAAGAUUUGAAGGAAAAUGUUGAGAUUUGUUUCAGGAAAGGCGGCUCCUCUUACAAUUCAUUGAAUAAGUUAGUAGAAUUUAUGUCUGUAGCUCAAAUCAACACAGCUAGAGAUGUCAGAUAGAUAUAGAAGAACAUUGAAAUAAUGCACUAAAAUGUAGGGCAAUUUGUUGAACAAGGCAGUUUUAAUUGUUGCUGUUCUGUUUCUAUAUUUAACUUUGAGUUCCAUUCCAAUCA